Molecule: messenger RNA, 1317 nt
Organism: Micromonas pusilla CCMP1545
Lineage: Eukaryota; Viridiplantae; Chlorophyta; Mamiellophyceae; Mamiellales; Mamiellaceae
Exons: 1
Coding region: 1-1317 (438 amino acids)
Source: RefSeq, a predicted model, not a curated record
AUGACGCGCGCACGAGGAGGGGCGGGGCCGCGGCCGCGGCCGCCCCGGCCGCGCGCGUGCUUCGUCCUCCUCGCGCUGACGACGUGCGCGCUGUUGUUAGGAGGCGCGCGGACGCGAGCCCCGGAGAGAGACCCGGCGCCGGCGUCGUCGUCCGCGCCGCGGGUCCGGACGGCGAGGGCGCUUCUUCGAUCGGACGACGACCCCGCGGAUCUCGUCGCCCUCGACGCGUCGUCGUCGUCGUCGUCCUCCUCCUCGCCGCGCGUCGCCGCGCUCGGGUCCGACGCGGUCGCGGUCGCCGACGCCGACGCCGACGCCCCCGCGAGCGCGUCGAACGCGUCGGCGGCCGCGCUCCCCGCCGCGCUCCCCGCCGCGCUCCCCGCCGCGCAUCCGCUCCCGACGAACGACGACGGGACGCUCCGCUACCCGAACGAUAUCACGGGCACGUUCAAAGGGACGUGGCGCUUGAUAAAAAAGCUCGGCGCGGACGGCAACGCGAACGGCACCACGGGCGGUCUGCCGGGGAUGCGCCGCGCGAAGGCGCGCGAGGGAGGAGGAGGAAAGCGGCGAGCGGGAAAGGGAGACGACGACGACGACGACGACGACGACGACGGCGGCGGCGGCGUCGUCGUGAUCCAGCUCGUCUCGCGGUGGAACAACCUCAAGACGGUGCAGUGGACGCGCGCGGACGUCGCGUUCAGGGACGGCGAGUACAUCACGCAGAGGGACGUGCACAUGCGCUUGGACGGCGUGUACGUCGCUCCGACCGGGAUGACGCAUCUCGCGUCCGAGCCGAGCGCGGGGUUCCGCGGCGCCGAGGCGACGUACAACGCGAGCGACCCCGCCGACGUCGACGCGGCCGACGGCGGCUACCGCGAGGCGCUGCGCGUCGCCGCGAGGGACUUCGUGAACGAGCCGUUCAGCACCGAGCGCGCGGUGGCGCUCGCGUGGGAGGGGUCGCUGUCGUCGAGGCCGGAGCACGUCCCGGGGAGCCCGCACCUGUCGCAGAUGCGGCGAAAGGAGCGGUCGCGGCGACGAGAGGAGGCGGGGGUCGGGACGUACCCCGGACGGUGCGCGUUCACGAUGAAGACGUGGGUGACGCCCGGGAGGUUUAAGCCCGUCAGCGACGCGUUCGGGAACGGCGGGGAGUUUGACGAGGAGGAUCAGCCCGCGAACGGCGUCGAGGGCGUCGGCGUCGACGGCGAACGCGCGCGACGCGUCAAGUCGCGGCGGCGGCGGCGGCGGUCGUCGGCGGAUAAGGUGCGUUCUAUACACUGGUCCCCAUACCACCGCGUCCGCGUGGUGAACGCCAUUCCUUAA